GUCGUAAACCGGUGGUUGAAGUUAGAUAUUCUUGCUCUUCUUCCCGCUCUGAGGGUUGUUUUGGAAAUUGACAGUGUCCUUGGUUCUGCUGGUGGGAGCGAGCAUGUCCUUUCGAGGCGGAGGCCGUGGCGGCUUUAAUCGAGGUGGCGGAGGUGGCGGCUUCAGUCGUGGCGGAGGCGGCAGCAACAGCCACUUCCGAGGUGGAGGUGGCGGUAACUUCCGAGGCGGCGGCGGUAACUUCAGAGGCGGCGGCAUAGGAGGCUAUGGACGCGGGGGUGGCCGCGGCGGCUUUAACAAAGGCCAAGACCAAGGACCUCCAGAACAUGUAGUUUUAUUAGGGGAGUUCCUGCAUCCCUGUGAAGAUGACAUAGUUUGUAAAUGUACCACAGAUGAAAAUAAGGUGCCUUAUUUCAAUGCUCCAGUUUAUUUAGAAAACAAAGAACAAAUUGGAAAAGUGGAUGAAAUAUUUGGACAACUUAGAGAUUUUUAUUUUUCUGUUAAAUUGUCAGAAAACAUGAAGGCAUCAUCCUUUAAAAAACUACAGAAGUUUUAUAUAGACCCAUAUAAACUGCUGCCACUGCAGAGGUUUUUACCUCGACCUCCAGGUGAGAAGGGACCUCCAAGAGGUGGUGGCAGGGGCGGUCGAGGAGGAGGAAGAGGAGGAGGCGGCGGCAGAGGUGGUGGUAGAGGCGGUAAGUUACUUGUGGGAGAAAAUUUCUAA
Messenger RNA from Molossus molossus (Pallas's mastiff bat), 721 nucleotides. It is a transcript of the gene GAR1, whose product is annotated as GAR1 ribonucleoprotein. The transcript has 5 exons. Gene Ontology annotation, biological process: ribosome biogenesis; snoRNA guided rRNA pseudouridine synthesis. Gene Ontology annotation, cellular component: box H/ACA snoRNP complex. Bases 104 to 721 code for a protein of 205 amino acids. The record is from RefSeq and is a predicted model, not a curated record. Lineage: Eukaryota; Metazoa; Chordata; Mammalia; Chiroptera; Molossidae. Gene Ontology annotation, molecular function: box H/ACA snoRNA binding.